Messenger RNA from Microcebus murinus (gray mouse lemur), 1621 nucleotides. The record is from RefSeq and is a predicted model, not a curated record. NCBI's taxonomy places the organism in Eukaryota, Metazoa, Chordata, Mammalia, Primates, Cheirogaleidae.
GUCCCGGGAAACAGUCCCGCCCGGUCUCCAUGCAGAAAACAACGUUUGCUGUUUGAGAAACAAAAAAGAAAGAAAUCCCGAACUUGGGAAAAUACAAAAAGUUGGUAAAUCUUGCUUCUCCAAGACUUCCCGGAACUGGGAACUGACUGAGGUCAGGGCAACAGUCACAACAGUAACCAUGACAGAGAGCCCUGACCAGGGGACAUCUUUCAUAGUGAUGGCUACCUGGCAUCUUUUGACCAGCCGUCUCAGGCUUAGGGGAAAUUCCCACCUUGCAAAUCUGUUUCACAAAUGAAGAAGUCAAAAUUCCAGGCUCCUUCGUGAAUGGCAAGCAGGGCUGGUAGCAAUCAGUUGCUGUGUGCACAACCUCACAGGAGCGACACGAGGCCACAGGCUCUGCAGGACACGUCUGUAUCGCUGGUGUGGGAGAUGCCUUCCAGACCCCCAGUGGAUGCCUGAAAGUACAGAUAGUACCCACCCAUAUACUGUGUUCUUGUGAUCUGGUAACCAAGACGGCCACUAAGUGACUAAUGGCAGAAAUGAAGGUGCACAUUGAGGAAGCCAUUUCAACCAUUGGCAGAGAUAUGCUACAGAGAGUCUGAGAUUAACCAUCAUGUGACACAAGAGGCACAGAGUGAACAACUAGGCACCGAAGACUACAAAACAACAUUUGCUAAUAGUGGAAAAUAAACAGCUUCUUGGGAAACAAGGCUUCAUCAUGCAAGAGUUUAUAAGUGUUGAAAAAGAUGACUCUCUACAAUGCCCACACCAGAGGAUAUUAUUCUACAAAUAAGGGCCCAGCAUGACAUUUAUGAGAAAGCCGGGGUCCUCCUGUGCGAAGCUGAUUGGUGGUCAGCCAAUGGGCUCCAGGGCGCUGCAAAUAAAGGCACCUUCUCCACUGGGCUGUUCAGAGGCAGGGCGGAGGGUUGCCUCUGCCUGUGGAACUUGAGGACAUCCUCAGCUCCCUUUACAGCAGCACGAGUCUGUGGCCAGAGAAGAGAAACCAGACUCCAAAAAUGAAACAUCUUCUUCCCCAAUUCCCUCCCAUCUUGGUCAUCUACUGCUUCUGCAUGCUGCAGAUUCCCUCCUCAGGACUUCCGCAACCUUUGGCUGAUCUUCCAGAUGGCUUGGAUAUUGUGCAGCUUGAGCAACUGGCAUAUUGUCUGAGUCAGUGGGCAACUCUUUCUAGCCAACCUAAGGAUAACCAAGACAGAUACAAGCGGUUUUUAUUUCACUACUCCAGAACUCAGGAGCCAACACAUCCAGUUAAAACUGGGUUUCCUCCCGUGCAUCCUUUAAUGCGCCUGGCUGCCAAGCUCGCCAACAGACGGAUGACAAGAUUUCUGCAACGAGGGACGGGGGCUGCUGCAGUGCACUUUACCAAGAAGGAUAAUGCUGCCACCCCAGGACGACCAUUUUUCCUUUUCAGGCCAAGGAAUGGAAGAAACAUUGAAGACAAGGCCCAGUAGAUAGUCCAAGGAUUCAAUAGCACAGGAAAGCUGGAUCUGAUGAGGCCAUUCAGUGAUGAUUUUGCACAAAUGUCACAUUUCUCUCUGCAAACAAUAUUUGAAGCUAUUUCUUUUGCUCUGUAUUCACUAGAAUAUUUAGUUGUAUAAAAAUA